AUGGGGAAACAAUUGGGGAGAAUCCGUUUGCUUUGUCACGAAGAACUUGGCCUAAUCCUCGCCCAGCUCACCGACCCAGGUGACAGAAUAACCUUUUCCCAAGUCUGCAAGGAAUGGUUUCAACUCGAGGCUCUACACCGAUCAUCACUCCGUCUUCUCCGACACCAAUUCCUCCGCCAGGUACUCCCUAGAUUCCCCAAUUUACUCACAUUCCAAACCUCCGAGCACAUCACCGACCCUGACCUCGAAUUUAUAGCCCAAACAUGUCCCCAACUCGAGACCAUUGACCUUACCACGUCGGGUCAUAAACCCUUCUGUCUCUUGGGGUUUGGUCUCGUGGAGCUGGCAAAUAGAUGUCCGAAACUAUCUAAGGUCUUGCUUAAGAGAAGAAGGUCUAUUACUGACCAUGUAAUUGUUUCGUUCAUAAAGUUUGCCCCGAAUUUGGUACAUUUGGAUUUGGGAGGUUGUUAUAGCAUAUCUGAUAGAGCCCUCAAAGCAAUUGGGUGUUGUGGUUCACUUAGGUAUUUGGAUUUGGAGUCGUGUGGUUUUACGGAUCGUGGGUUGGGUUUUCUUGCAAAUGGCUCUUGUUCGAAAACGUUGAAGACAUUGAUACUAGCUUGGUGUAAGGGAAUUACUGAUGUUGGGGUGUCACGGUUGCAGAAAAUGCAAUGCUUGGAGCACCUGAGUUUGUGUAACAGUUCGCGGCACAAAAUCACAGACAUUGGGGGUUUGGAAAUCUCGGCCAUUAAGACACUUAGGACAUUGAACUUGGCUGCGUUGGCUAAACUGUCUAACCGCACAGUUGCUGCAUUGGCUGAGAAUUGCCCCAAUUUGGAGGUGCUUGAUGUAAGUGAAUGUAGGUUGCUAACUGGAGCUGGUAUCCGUGCAUUUAGGGGUCAUGUGUGCUUGGAAACUAUUGUUUUGCAUCGUCUUCAUCAAGUUCAUGCGUCUGAUUUGGAACACUUGGUGCUUGGAUGUCCAGCAUUGAAGAGUAUAUUUGUUCAUGGUGAGGAGAGUUUAAGUGAGAUAUUGCCCCUGAUGCAAGAGCGCACUCGAAGAUUCGUGAGGAUGGGUAGUGCUUUUCCAACCUAUUCUUCAAAAUAG
Fragaria vesca subsp. vesca is the source of this 1104-nucleotide messenger RNA. Its product is annotated as F-box/LRR-repeat protein 2-like. The transcript has a single exon. Lineage: Eukaryota; Viridiplantae; Streptophyta; Magnoliopsida; Rosales; Rosaceae. Gene Ontology annotation, biological process: SCF-dependent proteasomal ubiquitin-dependent protein catabolic process. Gene Ontology annotation, cellular component: SCF ubiquitin ligase complex. Bases 1 to 1104 code for a protein of 367 amino acids. Gene Ontology annotation, molecular function: protein binding. The record is from RefSeq and is a predicted model, not a curated record.